Molecule: messenger RNA, 756 nt
Organism: Physella acuta
Lineage: Eukaryota; Metazoa; Mollusca; Gastropoda; Physidae
Product: dermatopontin
Biological process (GO): collagen fibril organization
Cellular component (GO): extracellular matrix
Source: RefSeq, a predicted model, not a curated record
UUCUCUUCCAUGAAGUGUACAACUGGAAAUUCAUUCACCCAAAAUCUAAAGAAAAAUUACCACAGUUACCAGCAUGGGUAUCUUCACGUACCUGGCUCUGACGGUCUCCAUGGCAACGAUGUACGGCGUCGGCGCCUUCACCAGCGACUGGGACACGGCGUUUGACUUCAAGUGUCUACAGGGUCGUGCCCUCAACUACAUCCACAGUGAUUACGGCAAGUUCUUCAAGGACCGGAAGUGGGAGUUAUUUUGCCGCUCUGUGGGUGCGACCAGUGCUUGUGAGCAAAGUGACUAUGUAAACGAAUUUAACAAGCCGUUCAACUAUGUGUGUCCACUGAACAAGGUCCUCACUGGCAUCGCCAGCAUAAAUAGCGACGUUCACGAAGACCGCAGGUUCAAAUUCCAAUGCUGCAAAAUCACCGGCAAAAACCCAAUCGGAUGUCACCUAACUGACUACGUCAACGACUGGGAAAAGAAAAUGAAUUUUACCACCCUCCCGGGUAAGGUGUUAAAUGGCGCUAACAGCAUCUACGACAAAGAUCACCAGGACAGGAGAUGGAAAUUCAGCAUUUGCAACGUUCAAUAAAACCUUAUUUCAUUUAUAUGUUAAUGGAAUAUCAUAUCGAUCAAUGUUAGUGUUUAAAUAGUUGACACUUUUUCUUUUUUAGUUACUGAACAAUAUUUUGAAGAAAGAAAUGUAAAAACGUUUUUUUUUUAUUUAAAGAAACAAAUGUGUAGCAUAUUUUGACUUAUUUU